UGAUUACGUUAUCGCAUCUCACGUCAGACCUUUGGAGACGACUAUUGGAGAGCUGUCUUCCAAGGUUGUCUCGAACCUCAGCCGCCGCAAAUCUCUCGCUCGAAUUCCGCCGACGGCCAUAUUUAUUAGCUCACGUCCCCUGGUCCAGUCUCCGCUGCUACCCUUUAUCGAUCCUCCAUGAUCUACCUGCCAGUCAUCUGGGAAGACAUGAGCCAUCGCCUGCUCAUCUCACAACCAUGAACGGCCAGCAGCAGGGCUUCGGCCCCCCUUUCCAUGGAGGACAGCCGCCGAUACCACCACGGCCGCCGGUUGGCGUCCCACCGCCGGGUGCAAAGAACCAGACCAUGUUCCAGGGCUUCGAGUGGUACGUCCCGGCGGAUCAUCAGCACUGGCGCCGGCUGGAGAAGGCGUCGCCCGCCCUCGCGGCCCUCGGCAUCACAAGCAUGUGGAUCCCUCCGGCGUGCAAGGCGAGCUGGUACACGGGCAACGGUUACGACAUAUAUGACCUUUACGAUCUGGGCGAGUUUGACCAAAAGGGCUCCCGGCACACCAAGUGGGGCACUAAGGAGGAGCUUGUGGCGAUGGCCGAGAGCGCCGGGCGUUAUGGGAUCCGGAUUCUGUUCGACGCGGUGUUGAACCACAAGGCCGCGGCGGACUACAGCGAGGAGGUUGCAGCUACCAAAUACGAAGGCGAAGAUCGGACCAAGGUCAACGAAGAGUCGUGUGUGAUUGAGGCGUGGUGCGGCUACGAAUUUCCUGGACGAGGCUCCGCUUAUAGCCCUCUGAAGUGGAACAAGGAGCACUUCACCGGGAUUGACUAUGACCACAGGACGCAAUCAAAAGGCGUCUGGAAGUUUGAGGGCAAGGAGUGGGCGCAGGACGUCGAUGAGGAGCUCGGGAGCUAUGAUUACCUCAUGUUCGCCGAUGUGGAUCACAACCACCCAGAGGUCCGGCGAGACCUGUUCUACUGGGUGACGUGGCUCGCUUCCCAGGUCAGGCUGGGCGGUCUGCGCCUGGACGCCGUCAAGCACUACUCCGCGAGCUUCCUGCGAGAUCUUGUCCAUCACAUUGAUCGCACUGUCGGCAGGGACUGGUUCAUUGUUGGCGAGUAUUGGCGAGAUGACUCGAAUGUGCUGUCCAAAUUCAUCAGCUUCAUGGGAGACCGCAUCUCGCUUUUCGAUGUGAGGCUCGUUAACAACUUCUCGAGAUUGUCCUUCCAAGACAGAGCGGAUCUUCGCACGGUCUUCGAUGGCUCGUUGGCGUCGAUCAGGCCCCGGCACGCUGUGACAUUUGUCGCAAAUCACGAUACGAUGGAAGGCCAGUCACUGGCAGCUCCUAUCGCGGAGUAUUUCCUGCCCUUGGCAUACUCUCUCAUUCUUCUCCGCGCCGACUGCGGCACCCCAUGCGUGUUCUACGGCCACUUAUAUGGCUAUCCCCGUCCGGACGGCAACGGCUUCAACGAGCCCCCAUUUGCAGGGAAGCUCCUGCCCAAGAUCGUCCAGGCACGCAAGCUCUUCGCGUACGGGCCCCAGAUCGACUACUUCGACCAUCCCCACUCGAUCGGCUUUACAAGACUGGGCUUCCCACAAUACGGAACGGCGGGAAUGGCCGUGGUCAUGACCAAUGGCUGGACACACACGACAAAACCGAUGUUUGUUGGUCCCGAGCAUGCCGGCGAGAGAUGGACGGACGUCUUGGGCGGUUGCUGGGGCGAGGUCGUGAUCGACCGCGAAGGAUGGGGUGUCUUUGCUGCUGGACCGAGGAGUGCAGCAGUAUGGGUGAACAGGCAAGCCUCAAGGCGAGAUGAGAUCGACUGCUUCUCGUUUGACUACGACAUCUACGACCGAGGUGUUCACGACAGUCCCGUGACGGCGAACGAUCUGCACAAACCCAGACUAGAAACAGAGCCUGUGUGGAUGAGGGCAAUGGGGCUUUGACGUGAUAGGCAACUAAAUGGCGCAGGACGGAAACAUCGGGUACAGGCUAUACACGUAUAGACUUUAAAGCCACCCCGGGGCAUGCUUGUGGAGUUCAGAUCAUUAAUGUUGGAAUGAGUCGCGCGGAACAAGACGGAAUAGACGUAGGGUUCAUGCGGGGAUAGACCGGAACAACCGUGUUUAUAAGUAGACCACAUCAUACGGGUCAUACCUACUAGCUAUACAAUCAAUCACGCGUUCGAGUG
Molecule: messenger RNA, 2182 nt
Organism: Diaporthe batatas
Lineage: Eukaryota; Fungi; Ascomycota; Sordariomycetes; Diaporthales; Diaporthaceae
Exons: 6
Coding region: 237-1937 (566 amino acids)
Biological process (GO): carbohydrate metabolic process
Molecular function (GO): calcium ion binding; hydrolase activity, hydrolyzing O-glycosyl compounds
Source: RefSeq, a predicted model, not a curated record